Messenger RNA from Trichosporon asahii var. asahii CBS 2479, 1866 nucleotides. RefSeq lists its product as uncharacterized. Lineage: Eukaryota; Fungi; Basidiomycota; Tremellomycetes; Trichosporonales; Trichosporonaceae. The transcript is spliced from 2 exons. Gene Ontology annotation, molecular function: protein binding. Bases 1 to 1866 code for a protein of 621 amino acids. The record is from RefSeq and is a predicted model, not a curated record.
AUGUCGACGUCUGUGAUACCCCCUGAGCGUCGACAACCGCACCCUAGUCCGGCCGCCAGCACGUCAACGCCACACUUCGAGGACCACAAUGCGACACAGCACCGCGCGAAGAAGGCCAAGACGAAUUUGCAGUCUUGGGAGGAGAAGAAGCGCCUUCACAAACUCAAGAAGAAGGAGCGCAAAGAACGGAAAGAACGCAAAGAGCUGAAGCGAUUGCAGAAGCUCGGAUGGCUGUUGACUGGACAGUCCGCGGUCCCGACACCCUCACCCGAUCGACAGGCGCAGAACAGACCACGCAGCGAACUCCGCGGCACCAGCGAGGUCACUGCCAGUGAACCCAGCGGCAGCCCCAGCAACAGCAGCGAUACCCGGAAUGGCCUCUCCCCCGCCGUCACGGGUCUCGAGGCAGGCAUCGAGGAACCGCUGAACCAGCUCGAGGUCACGCGCACCAGCGUGCUCCUCACAUCGACGAGUGCGCCCCACUUGUCGCCCCGUACAGGCAGCACUCCGGCGCGUGCAUCUCCCUUGGCACGCAACAGCUCAACGCCCGCCUCGACCGAACCGAUCGUCAUAGCGGACGACGAUGACGACGAGGCACUCCCGGAACCGCCGUCGAACGCACCACCGAUACCUGUCCCCGACUCACCGAUCGCGACUGCUAGGCCGUCAGGUUCAUCUGGUCUGGUGUCGGCUCCACCCCCAGUCAGCCCCGAACAGGCACGACGACGAAGGCGCCGUGACCUUCCCGUGCCCGUGUCUACUGCAGCGGAACCGAUCGUGAUCGAGGAUGAGGAGGACCCCGACCUACGCCUCUUGUCCGCCACUCGGCCCACGGUACCGGUGGUGCGCCAGCGAUCUCGUGCGGACGAGCGCUUCUGCGAGCUGUACUACUAUGGCCCCCGCAGGGCACCAGUGUACGAGAAGAUCGAGGGUCUGUACGGUCUUGACGAAGUGCUCGUCGAGGGCGGCGAAAGGCGGAUUGCUCGUGGACCGCGCGCAGUGGGUAGCGGAAAAGGUUUUGGGCUGCGCGCGACGAGCGAUAUCAAGAACGGGCAAGUCAUUGUGCACGAGUCGCCGCUUCUGAUCGUGACCGACAGCGACAUCUCGGGCGUCCCCGCACUGUUCGACGCGCUCAGCGACGAGGAGCGUCGUAUCUGUCUCUCCUUCCCUUGGACGACUGAGUCGGAGGACCCGUUCGUCGGCAUGAUCUCGACCAAUUUCAUUCCGCACACGGGGCCGAAUGGCGAGGACCAGUCCGCCAUCUUCGAGUACAUCUCGCGCACGAACCAUUCGUGCUGUCCCAACUCUCACUGGUACUGGGACAAUGAAGCGCAAGAGCGAUACCUCAUGGCGCUCCGUGACAUCAAAGAGGGCGAAGAGAUCAGGGCAUCCUAUGUGGACGAGUUUGACCUGCUCAACUCGCGUGCGAAGCGGCGGCAGAUCUUGCGCGAGCUGCACGAGUUCCACUGUCUUUGCCCCGGGUGCGAUGUCGACGUUGUCACGGGGCGUCAGUCGGACAAGAACAGGAAGCGCAUCAUGGACCUGCUCGUGCGCUGGGAGAGCGUCCGUACGACGCAGGGUAUCAACGUGCUCGCGUGCGAACCAGGCAUAGUCGAAGAAAUCAGCAGCGUCGUCCACCUCCUUAAGAAGGAGAGGAUUGAGAUACACCUGGACUAUCCCAUCGAGAUCCUGUUCCAGAUUCAUGCGGCUUAUGGGCGCAGAGAGCUCGCGAGAGACACGGCAAAGGUUCUCGUGCAGACGCUAAGGCGCAAGGCGGGGCGUAGGAGUAAGACGUGGGAGGAGAUGAAGUGGGCACGUAAUCCAGAGAGCUGGCACGGUUACGGAUCGUUAUUAGUUGAAAGCUAA